Laetiporus sulphureus 93-53 is the source of this 2608-nucleotide messenger RNA. RefSeq lists its product as uncharacterized. The annotation marks the transcript as partial. The record is from RefSeq and is a predicted model, not a curated record. Lineage: Eukaryota; Fungi; Basidiomycota; Agaricomycetes; Polyporales; Laetiporaceae. The transcript has 9 exons.
GGCGAUCACCGAAGGGUGGCAUUCGCGAUCACCUUGGACCAGCGCCGUCGCUGGUGCUGCUUGUCUCCAAACGUCGCACUUGUCCCGUGGAUACUUUCUGUGGCACUCGUUCUGGAUAUCCGGACCUCACGCGAGUCUAUUUUACAAGCGGGAACACUGUACAAAAGAACAUCUCUCGCUCUGCUGUACACCUUGAACGACUUCUCAACACCAACCAAUGUCGGAACAACGGGCGGCCGCGUCCGAGGUCGUCGCCGUCGCCUACGUGCUCGACUCCUCCCUCGCGCUCGCAUACGAAUGGGGUCCUAUUCUCCACGGCUAUCUCAUUCCCCUCCUCCAACGCCUCGGAGAGCUACACAGCCCCCUCGGUCGCGCACAGUUCCGCUUAGGUGUCGUGAGCUACGGCCACGCAGAGACAGAACCGACGCCCGUUCUGGGCAAACUCUUCUUCGCUCCGCCCGCAGCUGUCAUCAAUGACCUAUCAGUUGACCCCAGCAAGCUGGGAAUCGGCAUGACAGGCUCUGGAGGAGGCAAGGGCAUGGCAGCGCUCGAGGGGCUGGUCGCUGUGAUGGAGCUAUUUGAUCAAUUUCGGGAGUCACUAGACGUCCCCUUGGCCGCCUCGUAUAUAAUCCACAUUGCAGCGAUGCCUCCCGACAACUCUGAGCGGCCCGUAUGGAACAUGUCUCCAAUCCUAGACGACGUCUCAUGGGACACACUCCCUUCCGAGCUACAAAAGCGAGAUAUCAGCUACAGCAACAUCCUCCUGAAGCAACAACUUCCGCGCUUCCCAGAGCUGCACGCUGCUGCUGCCGCAGGGUCGACUCAGAAACCGUGGUUCCAAGUCCUUCCGCAACAUGUGCUCCAUCUGAGCGGUUUCCCAACUUUGCAGCAGAGAGGAAUGAAGCGUCCUCAUGAUAGCGCCGUCGAGGGCAGUCCCAACUCGAAACGAGCACGCGUGCACACCCACCCCAUCCAACCAUCCCCCACCAUCACCAACACCACCCCUCGCACACCAUCCAUCUCCGUCCCCACAUCAUCCACGAACCCCCCAUCGCACACAAAUCCCAAUCCUCCCACUGCCACCGCGCCCACCGCAAAGCCGCACCCGCCCCCGCAAGUCACCGCGGCGCAGGCGGCCGAACGCUUCCGCCAGCUGCAGCAGGGCCUCCAGCAGAAGCAGAAGGAGUAUGCGGCGCUGAUGGCGGCGGGGCGGCAUGCGGAGGCGGCGGUGGUGUCGAGGGAUGUGCAGAAGCAUUCGGAGAUGUUGAAGCAGUUGCAUAUGAUUGUGUCGCGGUUGAAGGAGAGCAAGAUGGGGGCGGCGCAGGUGCAGGCGCUGGUGCAAGGACAAGGUCAGGGACAGGUACAGGGUGCAGGAACGAGCGCAGGUGCAGGUGCGGAGGGGGCUGUUUCUACUGGCCAGGUGCAGAGCGUGGAGGCACAGCCAUCGACGUCGACGUCGGCGCCGCAGCAAAUCUCAGGCCACCACCCUCCCAAGUUCCAAGAGAUGCCUGCACCCAACUCAUCUCCACUCCCUCCGCCCGCCUCUUUACCACAGCCGACGAACGCCGUGCCUUCCCAAGUUCCUCGUCCGACCUUCCUACCACCAGCGCCAGAUCCGAGGACCGUACCGACGUAUCCCCCCGCGCCGCCCCAGGUGCGCUCGGCCGCUCAACCGCUUGCUGUCGCCGGUCCGAGCAACUCAGCGCAGGGAAGACAUGACGUUAUUGGGCAGGUCGUGUGGGAGGGCUUGUUAGCGUGGACGGGCACGGGUAAUCGGACGGGUAGCGCGCAGGUCUCGCUGCUCGCGGGGAAUUGCGUCGAUCAGCUGCGGGCUAUGCAGUGGCCGAGCGUGUUUAUGCUGAAGCGUUCGCAGCACCCCGCGCUUCCUCAGCAGAUUUUGCAGGAUUGGAUCAAAAGGAAUGCGGGGCAGUGUGCUAUCGUGCAUGUUAUACCGCAGCCUCGGCUUGCGGACGCGAAGACUAAUGAGGAGAGCUUUGCUGCUCUCGCGCGGCUGCUAUCUGAUCAAAGCAGGUACGCGGUGGCAGCGUUCAGCGGGCCCAACGGCGAGAACCGCGACCGCAUCCUUUUAUUCCCCGGCAAACCCGGUCAAUUCGUCAGCGUCGUCUUCCUAGGCAAGGAAGGCAUGCCGGAGCUCCCACACGAGGUGUGCGGGAUGCCGUUAUCGAAGAUUCCGCCUCAGUUUGCGCUGUUGUUGUAUAAGUUGCCGCAGGCGCGCCAGGCGAUGUUGAUGGAGCUUCCGCAGGAGAAGCGGGUGCAGCAGAUACAGGCGUUUAUGGCGCAGCAGAUCAAGUUGCAGGCGCAGGCGGCGCAUCAGCAACAGCAACAACAGCAACAACAACAGCAGCAACAUGCACAGCAGCAACAGGCACAGCAACAGCAAGCAGUACAGAAUCAGCUGCAGCAGUUUGCUGCAAAUUCUGCGCGGCUGUCUAAUAUUCAUCCUGGAGCGUUCCCAACCGCAGCCACACAGCCACUGCAGACGCAGCCCCCCUUCCAACUGACCCAACAACAACAGGGAGGAUUCGUCCCCCGCCCGAACUUUUACGGGAUGAACCCGUUCGUGGGCGACCCCCCGCGGCUCGACAGG